AUGAAAAAACUAAUAAACUUGCUUUUACCCUAUUGCACCCACAACAAUGUCUUAACUCCACAUUUGACUCUAAAAAAAAAGGCGGCGUUUUUUUUCUUUUAUUUUGACCGCUACAUUUAUUCUCCCCUGCUGCACACACUACUGAGCGGAAAAAAUGUGAUAGAGAAAAACCGAAUAAAAAAAAUCAGCACCAAUGGCGUAGCAGACGAGUUCGGUUUGGCAUGCCAAAGCAGUCACGAUGUAGACAAUCGAACUGGUAAAAAUGGAGAACAUACACAUGACGACAAGCUCGAGGAGACGAACGCCAUAUGGCCACAAGGAAUAUCCUACGUGACACCCCUAGAAAUAAAAAAAAAAGAACAAUUGCAAAAUAAAAAAUUCAACGUUAUAUACAUUGGACACAUGAGUAUCUUAAUUCAAAUGGCCAAUUUUAAUAUUUUAGUAGAUCCAGUAUUGUCUAACCGAAUUGGUCUCUUCAACCUAGUGGGUGUGAAAAGAACAGUAAAGGCAGGAAUAAGUUUCGAGCAUCUACCAAGUAUUGACUUCAUCCUGCUCAGCAACAACCGAUUUGAUACGAUGGACAAAAGUACACUCAAAAAAAUUGUACUCAGAGAUAACAGCAUAGUUAUUGGUGGUAUGAACAUUCGAAGAUAUUUAUUUAAAAGAAAUUUCCCUGUGGUGUAUCCCCUAAAUUGGUUUAACAAAUUAGAAUUUGAAAAUUUAUCCUUUUACUAUUUACCCACCUUAACAAAUAGUCAUCGGUAUAUUGUGGACAAAAAUGUUUACCUUCCAGGGUCCUUCUUAAUACAUGAUAAUAAAACGAAGGCAACCAUUUUUUAUAGUGGGCAUUCUGCGUAUUCGAAUCAUUUUUUGCAGAUCAAAAGUUUUGUUAACACUAUUUUAAAAAAGGAAACCAUCGAUUUGUCCAUCUUACCCAUUGGCAUUUACAAGCCCAGUGCAUUAUAUGCCCACUUUCACAUGUCCCCUGAGCAGGCCAUACAGAGUCACCUCGAUUUAAAGAGCAAAGCUGCGCUGGGCGUGGGCAUGGACGUUUUCUGCUUAGGCGGGGAAAAGUACAACGAAGCUACCACGGAGUUGUGGAAUCGCUUGGCUAUGUACGAAAGUGAACGGAAGGAAAAAAUUAACUUUGUUACAUUACAGCCGGGGCACAGCAUCACCUUAUGA
Messenger RNA from Plasmodium fragile, 1185 nucleotides. RefSeq lists its product as uncharacterized. The transcript is spliced from 2 exons. Gene Ontology annotation, cellular component: cytoplasm. NCBI's taxonomy places the organism in Eukaryota, Apicomplexa, Aconoidasida, Haemosporida, Plasmodiidae. The record is from RefSeq and is a predicted model, not a curated record. The coding region runs from base 1 to 1185 and encodes 394 amino acids.